UUUAAAUAUAGCUUUGUGGAGGUUGCUUGAACUCAGAUCUGAGCUUUACCACAAAAUCUAGAUGGAAGAGAAGCUGGAUGAGCUGCUUCAAUCCCAAGCUCAUGUUUGGAACCAUGCUUUGAAAUUUAUGAACUCCAUGGCUCUUAAAUGUGCUGUUGAAUUGGGCAUACCGGAUGUUAUCCAUAGCCACGCCCAACCCAUGACCCUCUCCGAUUUAGUGGCGGCGCUCCGUAUUCAACCUUCAAAGGCUCAAUACCUUGGCCGCCUCAUGCGCCUCCUCGUUCAUUCCGGCUUCUUUGAUGCGGACGAGCAAGAAGACGUGAGAUACAGCCUCACGCCAUCCUCUCGCCUUCUCCUCCGCCACACCGACACACACUCCCACACUACUUUCCAAAUCAUACCCUUCUUGUAUCUUGGUUUGGAUAAAACUACAAUUGCUUCUUUGGGAGCUUUCAGCGGUUGGCUCUGCAGCUCAGAUCAAGACCAUAACUCCAAUUCCUUUGAAAUGGCAAACGGGAAGCCCAUAUGGGAGUAUGCUGCUCAGGAACCAAGUUUUGGCAAUUUGUUUCAACAGACAAUGGUUUGCGAUUCUGAAAUGAUUGGUAAAAUAGUGACGGAGAAGUGUAGCGGAGUGUUUGAAGGGUUGAAGUCAUUGGUUGAUGUUGGUGGUGGCACAGGCGUUAUGGCCAACGCUAUUGCAGAGGCGUUCCCGCACAUCACUUGCACUGUAUUUGAUCUCCCACAAGUGGUUUCCAACCAGCAACGAACUGCAAAAAACUUGAGGUUUAUUGGAGGAGACAUGCUUGAAGCAAAAAUUCCUCCUGCAAAUGCUGUUAUGCUCAAGUGGGUGUUACACAAUUGGGAUGAUGAACAAAGCAUUAAGAUAUUGAAGAAGUGUAAAGAUGCAAUUCCAAGCAGAGCUGAAGGUGGAAAAUUGGUGAUCAUAGACAUGGUGUUGGACAACGAAAUGGAAGAGAGGGAGUCCACUGAAACCCAACUGUUGUUUGAUGUAUUGAUGAUGGUCAAUCUACACGGCAAGGAGAGAAAUGAGAAAGAAUGGAAGAAUCUGUUUAUGGAAGCAGGUUUCAGUGAUUACACCAUAGUUUGUAAGUUGGGUUUAAGGUCACUUAUUGAAGUGUACCCUUAAUUGAAAGUGCCUUUGCUGCUUACACUCACUAUGUGCGUGUGAAAGAAACCAUGUAUAAUAAAGUUAUAUAUUAUGUGGGUUAGAAAAGUGUUGUAAAAUGGCCCAAUUUUUGUUGUGUUGUGUAUUGAGGGUGGCUUAAAAGGUGC
This is a messenger RNA of Cucurbita maxima (winter squash), 1293 nucleotides long. Its product is annotated as probable O-methyltransferase 3. The record is from RefSeq and is a predicted model, not a curated record. The transcript is spliced from 3 exons. Gene Ontology annotation, molecular function: protein dimerization activity; O-methyltransferase activity; S-adenosylmethionine-dependent methyltransferase activity. The coding region runs from base 62 to 1147 and encodes 361 amino acids. Lineage: Eukaryota; Viridiplantae; Streptophyta; Magnoliopsida; Cucurbitales; Cucurbitaceae. Gene Ontology annotation, biological process: methylation.